Esox lucius (northern pike) is the source of this 5578-nucleotide messenger RNA. It is a transcript of the gene asphd2, whose product is annotated as aspartate beta-hydroxylase domain containing 2. The coding region runs from base 747 to 1835 and encodes 362 amino acids. The record is from RefSeq and is a predicted model, not a curated record. The transcript has 4 exons. Lineage: Eukaryota; Metazoa; Chordata; Actinopteri; Esociformes; Esocidae.
AGUUUUAAUAGUAGCGCUCUGCUGGGUGAGUUGCCUAUGUUUUAGGUCCUAGAUUAGACUACAUUUUUAGAAUACGAUUUUCAUUGCGGACAUAUAGACCUAUAGUUUAUAAGCAUUUAGCAUUUUAAUUGGCUUAUGUGAUUAAUUUUAUUCAGCAAAAGAUUCGUUUGCACGACAAUUUCGGGGCACAUUUAUCAUACUUCCUGUUUAGCGGCUGUGCAUUGUACGUAACGUAGCCUGCUGACUGUAACUGAAUUGGACGUAACUAGCUAUCAAGAUGAGUAGGGCCUAUUGACAGGUAAUUAUCGGCUAAUGCACAGCCUUGAUAAAGAGAACAUUAAAGCUUCUUAGUAACCUGCAAAUCUGUAGGCUGUAUAUCACCUACAAUCAUGAACAUUGGAGACCAGAUAAUCUAAGGUGUGUUGUCUCACAGCAUUUGUCUAAAAUGAAUGUGGGAGGGGGCAGCCUAAACAGCGCACAGCCAGACGCCAUGCAGGGGGAAUCCUCCUCUCAGUCCUGAGUGCUGAAAUGUAAGGACUGUAGCUUGUGUCGCACCAGAUAGUGACAGACUGCAUCCAGCAGGGGGAUGUUAAAAGCUUCUUGAGAGUGGCCUCUCAGACACCCCGUGGAAGAUUCUACCCUGAAAAGCCAUUUCCUCCUGUCAGUGUCCGGAAGGUUCUGUCGUUGCCGUCGUCGACAGUGUUGUCCCCUGACGAGACAUUGGGCGGUUUGAGGUCGGAGCCAGGAUGGAGUGGUCCCUUGAAAGGGUGAGGGAGAUGGUGGCAGGGGGGAUGCAGUCUAUGAGGGACUGUGAGUCCAGCGCUUUCGGCACAGCCAUGUGCCUGCUCCUGCUGUUCGUGUGGUACUGUUACCGGGUGGGCCGCGAGCACAGCUCCUCUCCUCUGCGCGGGGGUUACAGCGCCGAGCCCAGUCGAGUGGGAGGGGUUGGGGGGGCCCUGAUCAGCGCAGAGGGGGACGGUAGGGCCAAAGGCAGGCCGGCGUCGGUCGCGGAGGAGCAGAACAGCUUCGCUUACUGCCAGUCCGCCGAGUGCUUCCGCUGCACCAACACAGGAGAGGGUCUGAACCAGAGGCUCUACCACAGUCUGCAGGAUUAUGCCAAACGCUACACCUGGUCUGGCAUGGGCAGGGUGCACAAAGGGGUGCGAGACCAAGGCCGCUACCUCACCAGCCGAGCCACCAUCCAAAGGCCCGAGGUCUUCUUCCUACCCGACCUCCCCUCUGCCCCCUUCUUUUCACGGGACGCACAGAAACAUGACGUGGAGCUGCUGGAGAGGAGCUUCCCCGCCCUGCUGGCUGAGUUUGAGAACAUCUACCAUGCCCCCCCGGCGCGGCCUGGCUCCUCCCUGCCUCCAGGGUGGAAGGCCAACAGCACGCCCCAUGGCCAGUGGUGGACCUUCUACCUGGUGAACCAGGGUACACCGCUGGCUCUCAAUGCCAGGAGGUGCCCCAGAGCCUGGAGGGUGCUGGGCCAGCUGCGCACUUUUAUCGCCAACAACGUGUUUGGAAAUGCCUACUUCUCUGUCCUGACCCCCGGAGCCCUGAUUACAGAGCAUUAUGGCCCAACCAACGUCAGGCUGCGCUGUCACCUGGGUCUUCGAGUACCCUCUUCCUGUGAGCUGGUGGUUGGAGGGGAGCCGCAGUGCUGGUCUGAGGGGAGCUGUCUCCUGUUCGAUGACUCCUUCCUCCACAGAGCCUUCCAUGAGGGAGGCCCAGACGAUGGCCCCCGGGUUGUCUUCAUGGUGGACCUCUGGCACCCUAACGUAGCAGCUGCUGAGAGGCAGGCUCUGGACUACAUCUUCACCCCAGGACGCUGAACAGACGGGGUGGGGUGGAGGUGGGGCUGGGCUGGGUAAAGAGCAACAGACAGAGUGUGUGUCAGAAUUUAAAGAUGCACUCCAGAGCAUUUGUAUAUUUGCAGCCAGUAGUUCAGAAAGUGGUGCUCACAAGCCAGUUGAUUCACCUUUUCUUGUAUACUAGGUCAUCAUUUUUAUUUAUUUCGCAAUUCGUAUUAUACGCUACAAAUUUUGUUUGUACAGUGUGUUACACAUUUUUUGUCCUAAAGAUACUGUUGUGCAUCUUUAAAAGACAAUUGAAUGUCUCUUGUGCCGUUCCUACACUCACAUAUUCUCUGUCUUGCUCAAAUCUGCUCGCUCCCGAUAACUCUUCCUGAGCACCUACUAACAUAAUGUCAAAUGUUACAUUUGAAUGUUUACAGCCCUAGUCCUUAUCUCUGUGAUUAUCCCUGCCCAUUUGUGUGAUAGUUUACUGUGCAUUCCUUCAGAAAUCAAUAAAGCUUUCACAAAAUAUGGUUGGAUAAGCACAUGGAACUUGUUUUUAGAGAUCAAAUAAUUUGCGUUUGAGAAUUUCUGGGUUGUUGCUACCCAGGGUAAAUGGUUGAAUUUGGUAAAUUAUCUAAUUAAUGGUUAAAAUAGGGUUGUAUUUGAUAUCAACUUUGUAUUUCUGUAAAUAGUGUUGGAGUACUGAAAAUAUUUGAGAGGUUUUGAAAAAUUAUUGUCUUACAAUCAAUAGUUAUUGUGUGGUCUUAAUUUACUGGUAUUGUGACGUGAUCGUCUCUGCAGAAACAUGGUCAUUUUGAUACAUUCAUUUCUAGAUAUUUUAAAUGGUAAUUAAGUGGUUUGGCUAUUGUUCAGUGGCAUUUUAUAUCAUUCUGUGAUUUUACAGCUGCAUAUCAAAUUUAUGGUGAAAUUCCUCCCCAAGAAAUGAAUAUUUGUGGCAUUUGUACGCAUUUUGAACAGUAUUUAUUAAAUGGUGAAUUAUUUGAAUCAACCAACUUCAGUCUUGAUUUCGGAAUCCCAUUUGUGCAUUGUAACAGCUUGUGUAUUCAGUGUGUGCUUGGAUGUCGUAUUCCCAUGGCUAGAAUUUUGUUCUGGAGAUUCAUAUUAGAAGCACCAGGAGGUGUGCAUAUGCUUCAUUUCUGUAUGAGCAGAUGGAGAGAAAGCGACAAUCGAGAUUCUACUAAAGCAAAGCACAACCAGUAUACCAACACACCUACUCAUCUUGAGCAGCAGAGUAUUAAUGUUAAUGUGAGGGUAAAAAAGUGUUAUUUUACUUUUAAGAAUACAUUUUAAAAAUAUUUGCUUUCUGUGAUGGGAUGACUGCUCUUUCACAAUAUGAAAAAUAUGUAUUUUCUUUGGCAUGUAUUAUAUACAGUGCCCUAUGUAAAUGUUCACACAGUAAAUUGUUUUUGUUCUUUUGACUCUAUGUUCCUAAACAUUAAAUUUCAAAUCAAACAAUUACUAGAGUUGAAGUAUAGAUUUUCAGAUGAUAUUUGAAGGUACUUGUAAUAUGUAAUAUGAACAUUUAGUAAUUACAACAAUUUGUAAACAUUUAUAUUUAACUUUAUAUUUCAGUCUUUGUGGCGGUCUGAGGUACUGUCCUCUCUGAUUGUAGGGAAUGGUAUUAGCCAGGGGAUGAGAUGUAGCCUUUUUUUUGCCAGACGUAGAGCUUGGAAUUCAGGCCUAGUAGUUUGAUUUUGGACUCUUUUUUCUCAUGUCCAGGUGGCAUGUCAUAUGCCUUUUACUCAGGAUUUUCUUCCAUGUAGCCACCCUACCAUAAAGAACUGAAUGACAAAGUGCUGCAGAGAUGGUUGUCCUUCUGCUAUGUUACAUCUCCGCAGAGAUACUCUGAAACUGUUAGAGUGGACAUUGGUUUCAUGACCCACCUUCUUGCCAGAUGGACUGUUCUAGGAAAGGUCUUGAUGGUUCCAAACAUCUUCCAUUUUACAAUGGUGCUCCUGGGAACUUUCCAAGUUUUAGCUAUUUAUUCAUAAUCUUCCUUAGAUCUAUGCUUCGACACAAAUCUUUGAAAGUUAUUGGUGAGUUCUUUGUGCUUAAUGGCUUGGUGAAGUAUGGGACCAUAAAUAUACAGGUGUGUGCCAUUAAUUCACAAACCUUUGUUUUCGCUUUGUGAUUAUGAGUAUUGGGUACAAAUUGAUGGUGAACAAAACAUUUCAAAAUGAGAAUCUCAAAACAUGUGGCCGAUUGGAAAGUGAAUUGCCUAUAAAAACAAAAUGUGGAACUAAUUAAGGGUUUUGAAUACAUUUCCGAAACCAAAACUUGUUAUAAAUCCACAAGUCUAAAACUUGAAAUAAUUGUUUGAAUUGAAAUGUCAACUUUAGGGACUAGUUUUGCAGAGAUAGUUUAAGCCUAGUCCUGGACUAAAUUAUCAAACUCAAUGGAUUUUUCACAUUGACAUUCUAGAUGUAUUUAUGUUGAUGAUUGGCAAAAACCUGUAAUUGAAUCCAUUUUGAUAUCAUGUUGUAAUAUAAUAAAGUGGAAAGUCCAUGAGGUGCAUACUUUUGAGUGCCACUUUAAUGGACAAUAACCUUUAGUCUCAUAACAUUUCUGUGUGAACUUUUCCAAGUUGAUAGAGUAAAGGUAUUGAAACCUCUCCUCAGGGACCCCAAGCCAUUACAGAUAUUUUAUCUGAAAAAUGUUCACUGUGCGAACAUUUUCGUUCGGCACUAUAUAUAAUGCAUACUAAAGAAACAACAUGUUUUUCAUAUAGAGACAUCACCGCUUUUUACACUAUAGCUUACAUUAACAUUAAUACUCUGCUUCUCAAGUUGAGUAGGUGUGUUGGUAUACUGGUCGUGCUUUGCUUCAGUUGACUCUCCGUAGUCACCUUCUCUCCAUCUGCUCAUCCUGAAAUACAGUAUUACAUAUUAGAGGCACCUCCUGGUGCCUCUAAUAUUUAACCCCAGAACAACGUUCUAGCCAUGGGAAUAUGACAUCCAAGCACAUGGUUAAUACACAAGUGAAUCAAGACUGAAUCUGGCAUAUUUAAAUCAAAAAAUAUUUAUUGGGAAGGAAGGGGUCGGAAUACUUUCUUUAUUCACCAAGUCAGUAAGUUCUUAAAGGCACCAAAAGUAUUGGGGAUGAAUAAUAUCAUUCCCAAACAAAGCAAUUAUGUUUGGAAUUUUGCAAUUGAGAUUUGCAUCCAUUACUAGUCAGACAUCUGCAACACAUUAUCCUCACCAGACACUGGGUGUCUUCUCUGAUGAUCUGGGGAUGCUUUGCCAGGCCUGUACUGCAGACAUCUUCAGGUGUUUUUUUGGCAUAGUACUCAUCCGCAGGCAUUGAAAAGCAUAGAAUUUAAAUCUGAUGAUUCACUUGACCAGUUUAUCCUUUUUAUUGCAGAAACCAUUCUGUUUUUCACUGUAGAGCUUUUUCUUUUCUUACCAGGCCUUUUGCAAUGAUUGAGUGUGUUCUCUUUUUAAUGACCUUCAACACUGUCGUUCUCCUAUAAAUAACUUAUUGGUCCUUAUGUUGACAGACACCAAUAGUAGACUACAAAGGAAAAUGUAAAGCCUAAAAUCAACACUAGACACUGACAGAUCCCUUAUGACUGCACAAAUGAUGUGACAAAACAUGUCUGACUAACCAAAAACACCUGUCAAAAUAAGUUCACCAGUACUUUUUAUGCAUGGAAAUGGAGGGACUGUGUUGUCAUUUCUAAAAAGUGUUGUCAUUUCUAAAUGCUCAAAUCACUAUGUACACAAAUACCUUCAAAUAAAAGUUGAGAAUCUCUACUUUGA